GACCCCCUAAAUAAUGUCACUAGUAGCAUAUUGACCAGAUAAAGUGAAUGUGUUGUAAGUGCCUGAGUGUCAUUUACGAUCAAGAGCACGCGCUGCUGCGCGCUCGCCCGCGCGCUUCAGUGUCACUGGCGCUCCGCGCGCUGAAAGCCUGCUGCUGCUGCUGCUGCUGCUGGACGGGGACUAUGGAGGAGAAACACACGGAUGAGAGCGACAAAGACCCGCAAUCAGCGUCCUACCAGAGAAGGAUGUGGAGGAAUUUCCAAGAGAAGACCAAACCGUUUUUGAGCCCCAAACUGGGGUCCGAACGACGCAGCGGGGAUAGUAAAAAAGAAAGCGGGUUAUGGAUGUUUAAAAGAAAGAAAAAACAGGUCCUGGACCGGGUCUUCUCGUCCUCGCAGCCCAAUUUGUCCUCAACUCCACCGUCUUUAGUAUGCGACAGUACCCUGUGCGAGGAGCCGGACUCCAGCGCCAGUAAAGGGCUCGGGAUCUCACCGCUGGCCGUAGCUGAUGGAGCAUCAGUCAGUAAACCGGAGAUUUCCGUAUCCGCGCACGGGAGCCCGAAGCUGCUGGUGGCUCAGCUGGCGAUGUCCCACCAGAAGAGCUCGUCCUUGGGCUCGACGUGCUUCGAGAAGCUGGUGGUGGAUUCGGCAGCAUCCAGUGAGGAUGAGCUUGCUAAAAACGCCAUUGACCUGGUAAGACUCAGAGGCAUCAAUAUUGUGGAAGCAAGUAAUGAAGAACUUCACCCCCCUUCAAAGCCAGGAAUGUAUCAACUGGACAUUGUGUUGAAGAAGGGCAAUAAUCUGGCCAUCAGGGACAGGGGAGGGACCAGUGACCCAUAUGUGAAGUUUAAGAUCGCAGGGAAGGAGGUUUUUCGCAGCAAGACAAUCCACAAGAACCUGAACCCAGUAUGGGAAGAGAAAGUCAGUCUGCUGGUGGAGAGUUUGAGAGAGCCGCUCUACGUGAAGGUCUUUGACUAUGACUUUGGGCUGCAGGAUGACUUUAUGGGCUCUGCAUAUCUCUAUUUAGAGUCCCUGGAGCACCAAAGGACCUUGGAUGUGACCAUUGAACUCAAAGAUCCCCACUAUCCCAACCAUGACUUGGGUUCACUGGAUCUGACUGUCACACUUAUUCCAAAAGAGGGAGACUUCAGGGAAACUACCAUGCUUAUGAGAAGGAGCUGGAAACGAUCCAGUAAGCAUCAGAGUCUGAGGUUAUCAGACAUUCACAGGAAGGCUCAGCUGUGGAGAGGCAUAGUUAGCAUCAGUCUCAUUGAGGCCCAUAACCUCCAGCCUAUGGACGCCAAUGGCCUCAGUGACCCUUAUGUCAAAUUCAGAAUGGGACAUCAAAAGUACAAAAGUAAGACGAUACCAAAAACACUAAACCCCCAGUGGAGAGAGCAGUUUGACUUCCACCUGUUUGAUGAACAGGGUGGUUUCAUUGACGUCACCGUCUGGGACAAAGAUGCAGGGAAGAAAGAUGACUUUAUGGGCAGUUUCAGGUGCCAGGUGGACCUCUCUCUUCUGUCAAAAGAGUGCACUCACAGACUGGACGUGCCUCUGGAUGAGGGCGAGGGUACGCUGGUGCUGCUGGUCACCCUCACAGCCUCUGCUGCUGUCUCCAUCGCUGACCUGUCUGUCAACAUAUUGGACGACCCCCGUGAGAGGAAAGAGAUUCUUCACAGAUAUAGUCUUCUCAGAUCCUUUAACAAUAUUAAAGAUGUGGGCAUGGUGCAGGUGAAGGUGAUCCGAGCGGAGGGGCUGAUGGCAGCUGAUGUUACAGGCAAGAGUGACCCCUUCUGUGUAGUGGAGCUCAGCAACGAUCGGUUACAGACGCAUACCGUGUACAAAAACCUCAACCCAGAGUGGAACAAAGUCUUCACGUUCAAUGUGAAAGACAUCCACUCAGUCUUAGAGGUGACUGUCUAUGACGAGGACAGAGACCGAAGUGCCGACUUCUUGGGCAAAGUGGCUAUACCCUUGUUAAACAUCCAAAAUGGAGAACGCAAAGCUUACGCCUUGAAAAGCAAGGAACUGACAGGGCCAACCAAAGGGGUCAUCUUUCUCGAAAUAGACGUGAUUUAUAACAUUGUAAAAGCCGGCAUGCGAACUUUGAUUCCCAUCGAGCAGAAAUACAUCGAAGAGGAGCCGCGGGUGUCCAAACAGAUGCUGCUGCAGAACUUCAACAGAAUGAGGCGCUGUAUCAUGUUCCUGAUCAAUGCUGGCUGCUAUAUCAACAGCUGCUUUGAGUGGGAGUCUCCUCAGAGGAGCAUCUGUGCCUUUCUGCUUUUCUUUGUGGUGGUGUGGAAUUUUGAGCUCUAUAUGGUCCCGCUGGUUCUCUUGAUGCUGCUGACCUGGAACUACGUUCUCAUUGCUUCAGGGAAGGACACGAGACAGGGAGAUGUGCAAGCUGUGGAGGAUUUGCUGGAGGACGAGGAGGAAGACUUCGACAGAGAUGACAAGGUGCCGGGUUCAGUCCCCUCCCAGGAUGGCCGGCUGCCUGAAAGCCAUAUCCUUGCGGAUAUUUUGGCUUCCUGGCACUUUGAGUGGAUUCGCGUGAUGGUGGACUCAGAGAGAAAGGGUUUCAUGAACAAGCUGUAUGCCAUUCAGGAUGUGUGCAUCAGUGUACAGAAUGCUCUAGAUGAAGUGGCCUCCUAUGGUGAGAGGAUAAAGAAUACUUUCAACUGGACUGUGCCUUUCCUCAGCUGGCUGGCCAUAGUGGCCCUGUGUGCGGCCACUCUCGUGGUGUACUACAUUCCUAUCAGAUACAUCGUUCUGGCCUGGGGGGUCAACAAGUUCACCAAAAAACUGCGAGACCCGUACAGCAUCGACAACAAUGAGCUGUUGGACUUCCUGUCCCGAGUGCCCUCAGACGUUCAAGUGGUGCAGUACCGAGAGCUGAAAGUGGACCCCAGUCCCAGCCCAAACAAAAGAAAGAAAAAUAACCUCGGAUAGCACGUCUCCUCGAUCGGAUGCUCUCCCAACGCCAAGGAAAAUGAGAGGACUGACCGGCAACCAGCCUCUUUCUGUCUUUCUUCCUCACUUUUUUUCUCUGUUUUAGCUGCGGCGUGGAGACUUAAAGAGCGCGGUCAGAGUGAAAACUGGACCAUUGUUAAUUACCAUCCGUCCUUUUUUGAGUUUAUUUUUUGUGGCGAGAAGAGCGGCAAAAGCUCUUGACCCCUUUUAGAGUCAAACAGUCUGGGUUAUUUGUCAGCUCUUGCCACUGGCCAGACAGCUCUAAAAGCCAAGGUGUCCUUUCACGGCAGCAAAGGGAGCCGUUCUAACCACAAAUAGCAGGAUCAGCUGAUAAUACGCCCACCUGUGCCGACACACCUCGCCUCUACAGAAGGGAAAACGACGGUGGUUAAGUUGCAGUUUGCACCCUACAAUUUGCACGCCGCAGUAACUGCCAUAUCUAAAGCUAUCCUCAGCUGUCGAGCAGCAGUUAUCAGAGUCGACAGCUGAGCCUGUUAUGGUCCGAUUUAUGGCUGUAACUAAAGUGCUCAUGGAGACAACUUAAAAAAAAAGAAAA
Messenger RNA from Rhinichthys klamathensis goyatoka, 3528 nucleotides. RefSeq names its product multiple C2 domains, transmembrane 1a (gene mctp1a). The transcript is spliced from 22 exons. The record is from RefSeq and is a predicted model, not a curated record. Bases 48 to 2951 code for a protein of 967 amino acids. Gene Ontology annotation, molecular function: calcium ion binding. Gene Ontology annotation, biological process: regulation of neurotransmitter secretion. Gene Ontology annotation, cellular component: synaptic vesicle membrane. Lineage: Eukaryota; Metazoa; Chordata; Actinopteri; Cypriniformes; Leuciscidae.